AAAAGAAUGCGAUUCAAACAGCCCUUUGACCGCAUGAACUUUGCGCCAUGUCCACAAAACAACCUGUGAGUCCGAGUGGCGAAGACAUCUUGGAGCUGCUGGAGGCGACCACCGCCCCCGAGCAACGCUUGAGCGAUCACCUCCACGCGCCGCAGCUGCUCCGCUGGAGCUUGUGCAGCGGCACCUGGCGCGCGCAGCUGGCGCGGAGCCCCGCGUGGCGGCGGCUGGCGCGGUGGCGGUUUGGGGAACAGUUGGAGCUGACAGGUCCUUGGCCCGAAGCCUGGGGCGCCCAGCUCCGCGAGGACGGAGUUCUUGGACCGACCGCGAGGGGGGGGUGCAAGAGCGGAAGGUGGAAGGAAGUGGCGCUUUUGGGGUUAGGAACAAGAAGCUAUUAGAAACAAGUGCAUCGCU
This is a messenger RNA of Durusdinium trenchii, 411 nucleotides long. Lineage: Eukaryota; Dinophyceae; Suessiales; Symbiodiniaceae. The record is from the annotation of a GenBank genome assembly.